CUGGACCCAGGACGCAGUUGGGCCUCAGCAGUGCACAGGGCCGGUUCUACCCUCAUGGAGCUGAGCUUCGCGGGGCGCCGGGCGCUCGUCACUGGGGCGGGCAAAGGCAUCGGGCGCAGCACUGUACAGGCGCUGCAUGCGGCGGGUGCACAAGUGGUAGCUGUGAGCCGGACCCAGGCCGACCUGGACAGCCUGGUCCGCGAGUGCCCUGGGGUAGAGCCCGUGUGUGUGGACCUGGGUGACUGGGAGGCCACGGAGCGAGCGCUGGGCGGCGUGGGCCCUGUGGACCUGCUGGUGAAUAAUGCCGCCGUGGCCCUGCUGCAGCCCUUCCUGGAGGUCACCAAGGAGGCGUGUGACACGUCUUUCGACGUGAACCUUCGGGCUGUCAUCCAGGUGUCCCAGAUCGUGGCCCGAGGCUUAAUAGCUCGGCGAGCCCCAGGGUCCAUCGUGAAUGUCUCUAGCCAGGCCUCCCAGCGUGCACUGACUAACCACAGCGUCUACUGCUCCACCAAGGGUGCCUUGGACAUGCUGACCAAGGUGAUGGCUCUGGAGCUUGGGCCACACCAGAUCCGUGUGAAUGCCCUCAACCCCACAGUGGUGAUGACACCCAUGGGCCAAGCCAACUGGAGUGACCCCCAGAAGGCCAAGACCAUGCUGGAUCGGAUCCCGCUUGGCAAGUUUGCCGAGGUGGAGAACGUGGUAGACACCAUCCUCUUCCUGCUGAGUGACCGCAGCAGCAUGACCACGGGCUCCACUGUGCCGGUGGAUGGAGGCUUCCUGGCUACCUGAGCCCCUCCACCCACACACACUCGUGUUCCAUGCUGAGCCCACUUUUACCCCCAGCCCCCUUCCCCAUCCCUCCAAUAAACAUGAUUCGUCUGCCCA
Messenger RNA from Kogia breviceps (pygmy sperm whale), 885 nucleotides. RefSeq names its product L-xylulose reductase. Gene Ontology annotation, biological process: xylulose metabolic process; glucose metabolic process. The record is from RefSeq and is a predicted model, not a curated record. Lineage: Eukaryota; Metazoa; Chordata; Mammalia; Artiodactyla; Physeteridae. Gene Ontology annotation, molecular function: L-xylulose reductase (NADPH) activity; carbonyl reductase (NADPH) activity.